AUGGAUCCUAAUCAUUUUCAUUAUCAACAAGUUAUGUUCAAUUACAUGCAAAAUUAUCAAAAUCCUAAUCCUCAAAAUUCUCAAAUUCCAUCGGUACCAACAAACUCCGCCAUAUUUUUUCCGUCACCAAACAAUCCAAAUAUGUAUCUUAGACCUGGAAUGAAUUCUAAUAGUAUGAAAUUUUCUACUCAAGUUCCACCAUUUUCUACUCAAGUUGGUACUGAAAAAGAAGAGAGGUUUGUCGUUAAAAAAAAUCUCGAGAGCAAUUUACAAGGGAUGAGGAUAUACAACUUAUCCAAUCAUGGCUCAAUGUUUCAAAGGAUCCAAUUGUGGGAGUUGAUCAAAAGACUGAGAGUUUUUUUAUUAAGAAUCGCUACCAAUUAUAACCAGUAUCGUGGGCAAGAGCGGGAAUAG
Messenger RNA from Lathyrus sativus (Indian pea), 414 nucleotides. NCBI's taxonomy places the organism in Eukaryota, Viridiplantae, Streptophyta, Magnoliopsida, Fabales, Fabaceae. The record is from the annotation of a GenBank genome assembly.